This is a messenger RNA of Camellia sinensis, 3052 nucleotides long. Its product is annotated as glutamate receptor 2.7. NCBI's taxonomy places the organism in Eukaryota, Viridiplantae, Streptophyta, Magnoliopsida, Ericales, Theaceae. The record is from RefSeq and is a predicted model, not a curated record. Gene Ontology annotation, molecular function: ligand-gated monoatomic ion channel activity. Gene Ontology annotation, cellular component: membrane.
AUAAAUAUAUGCUUUAGUUUGGAUUUAGGCUCCAAAGUUGUCUGAGGGUUCUUACAUGAUGGGAAAAACCAUACAACUUGUUUUCUCUCUCUUCUUUUUCUUUAUAGUUAUUACAAUAAUUUCCUUGAGAGGAACGGCCAUGGCACAGAGCACAACAAACAUAACAACAGUCCAAGUAAAGGUAGGAGUGGUUCUUGACAUGAACACUUGGGUUGGUAAGAUGGGUUUGAAGGGUAUCUCCAUGGCCCUCUCAGACUUCUAUUCAUCUCAUGUUCAUUACAAAACCAGACUGGAGCUCCACGUCAGGGAUUCUAAGGAUAAUGUUGUUGGUGCAGCUGCAGCAGCUGUGGAACUACUGAAAACAGAACAAGUGAAGGCCAUCAUUGGGCCAUUGACAUCCAUGCAAGCAAAUUUUCUAAUUCAUCUUGGAGAAGAGGCUCAUGUCCCCAUUAUUUCAUUCUCUGCAACAAGUCCUUCCCUCUCUUAUCUUCGAAGUCCAUAUUUUUUCCGAGCAGCUCUAAAUGACUCAUCUCAAGUACAACCCAUAACGGCUAUAAUUCAAGCUUUUGGAUGGAAAGAAGUUGUACCCAUUUACACAGAAAAUGAGUAUGGAGAAGGUUUGAUUCCAUUUUUGACUGAUACAUUUCAAGAAAAUGAAAUUCGUGUUCUGUACAAAAGUACAAUUCGUCCUGUGGCCAGUGAUGAAGAAAUUGUUGCAGAGCUUUACAAGCUGAUGACUAUGCAAACCCGGGUUUUUAUAGUACACAUGACUUGCUCUCUUAGCGCUCGCUUAUUUACCAAAGCAAAUGAAAUUGGGAUGAUGAGUGAAGGGUAUGUCUGGAUCAUAACUGAUGGGAUAACGAAUUCCUGGAAUUUUUUUGACCCUUCAACCGUCAUCGACUCAAUGCAAGGGGUGAUUGGUGUACAACCACACGUUCCAAAAAGUAAAAAGCUUGAAGAUUUUAUUAGUAGGUGGAAAAACAAAACGCACCAAGAGAAAACUACUAGUGAUCUAAAUGUUUUUGGGUUAUGGGCAUACGAUGCGGCCGCAGCACUGGCAAUGGCUGUUGAGAAAGUUGGCCCGUUGAAUUUGAGCAUUUCCAACAUUGCAAAAAAUUCAACCACUGACUUUGGAAGUGUUGGGGUGUCUCAAAAUGGUAUUCAUCUUUGUCAAGCUCUUUCAAGCACUAGAUUUAGAGGACUUAGUGGAAAUUUCAGCUUUGUUGAUGGGCAACUGCAAUCGUCUGCUUUUGAGAUUGUGAAUGUGAUCGGAAAUGGGCCGAGAGGGAUCGGAUUAUGGACGCCGGAACAUGGAAUUGUAAGACAAUUAAAGUUUGAUGCAGUAAAUACGAGUUACAAGGAUUACUCAACAUCUCAGGCCAACCUUAAAGCUAUUAUAUGGCCAGGUGAUACUACAUAUACUCCAAAGGGAUGGGUGGUGCCAACAAAUGGAAAGGUGUUGAGAGUGGCAGUUCCAGUGAAGACUUUUUAUUCUGAUUUUGUGAGGGUGUCGAGAGAUCCUAUCACUAACAGGACGAUGGUCACUGGGUACUGUAUAGACGUUUUCGAAGCUGUAAUGGCGGCACUACCGUAUUCGGUUCCGUACGAGUACAUUCCCUUUGAAAAGCCUUAUGGAGAGCAGGGGGGUUUUGACAUCUUGCUGCACCAACUUUUCCUUGGGAAAUUUGAUGUUGUGGUUGGAGAUGUUACUAUUAGGGAAAACAGAUCCAAUUACGUGGACUUUACAUUCCCAUACACUGAAUCUGGUGUGACAAUGAUCGUGCCUUUUAAAGAUAAGAAGAAUUACAAAACUGCAUGGGUUUUUUUGAAGCCAUUGACUUGGGAUCUAUGGGUGACAAGUACUUGUUUCUUUGUGUUCAUUGGUUUUGUGAUUUUGAUCCUUGAACGUCAAAUUAAUGAAGAUUUUAAUGGGACUCCUCUGCGACAAGUCAGCAACAGUGUCUGGUUCUCUUUCUCAACCAUGGUUUUCUCUCACAAGGAGAAAGUAGUAAGUAACUUGGCGAGGUUUGUGGUGAUCAUAUGGUGUUUCGUGGUCUUAAUUCUGACUCAAAGUUACACAGCUAGCUUAACCUCACUAUUGACAGUUCAUCAACUUGAACCAUCUAUUACUGAUGUGCAAGAGCUUAUAAAUAAAGGGCAAUCAGUUGGUUAUCCAAAAGUCUCAUUUAUUCAUGAUAUCUUGAAACGAAUGAAUUUCAGUGAUUCUCAGCUUAAGGGCUAUAAUACCGUGGAAGGAGAAUUGGAUGCCGCUCUCUCGAAUCGGAGUAUAGUUGCAGCUUUCGAUGAAAUUCCUUACUUGAAACUCUUUACUGGAAGACAUUGCUCAAAAUAUACCAUGGUUGCACCAACCCACAAGACUGGCGGCUUUGGCUUUGCGUUUCGUAAAGGUUCCCAUUUAGUACGUGAUGUAUCAACAGCAAUCUUGCAUGUGAUUGAAGAAGAUAAAAUGUCUGAAAUUGAAAAAAAGUGGUUGCAGAAUAACAGUUGUCCAGACUCUAGCAGUACGGUGUCUUCCAGUAGCCUGAGUGUCCAUAGUUUUUGGGGACUAUUUCUCAUAGUUGGAGUUGCUGCUUCUUUUGCUCUCAUUAUAUUUAUGGCUAUGUUGGCUUAUGAGCACAGGAGUUUCUUGGUGCACUUGGAUCUCAAAUAUUUGUGGAGGAAGUACAUUCUCAAGCAUGAAGACACUGUCACUGCCAUUGACACUCACCAAGAUCAGGCAAGUCCAUCAUCAUCACCCUUGUCAAUCGCUCCAUCACCACCUACUCAACAGUCUCCCGCUCGAUCAACUGUUUCAGAUGACACCGAUGAGGCUUUUACUCAUUUUGAAGGAGAAGUGGCCGAAUCUCAAAACCCAAGACACUAAGAAAUCAUUAUUUAUAUCACAAAUGAAAAUAGUUGAUGAAUUAUUGUGUAUUACCAAUCUGAAAAAAAAAAUAAAAAAACAUCAUCCUUUUUAUUUCAUAGAUAAGUAAUGAAGCACUUGUGUUUAAAUUUUAAAUAAAAUUUCUUAAUCUGAAUGACUUUCAAAAAA